Messenger RNA from Chlamydomonas reinhardtii, 1797 nucleotides. RefSeq lists its product as uncharacterized. The transcript is spliced from 7 exons. NCBI's taxonomy places the organism in Eukaryota, Viridiplantae, Chlorophyta, Chlorophyceae, Chlamydomonadales, Chlamydomonadaceae. Bases 39 to 665 code for a protein of 208 amino acids. The record is from RefSeq and is a predicted model, not a curated record.
CUUCACUGCGCCAAUCGGUGCUGCCGCCCAGUGCUGCAAUGAAGCUUUACACCAACCCUGCCUCGCGCGGGUGCUUUGUGGAAUGGUAUGUCAGCGAAAUUGGAAAGGAGAGCGAGGUUGAGGUUGUGAAUCUUGACAUGGGCGACAAGCGCGAGCACAAGAGCGACUGGUACAAGAAGAUCAACCCCUUCGGCAAGCUACCGGCGCUGGAGGAUGGUGACCUGAAGCUGUUUGAGUCGGGCGCCAUCAUCUUGUACAUCGCUGAGAAGUACGGUCAGUUCAAGAGCCCCGCCGAGCGCGCGCGGGCGCAGCAGUGGGCGCUGUUCGCAAACAGCACCUUGACCCAAGCCGUGUUCGUGGAGGAGUGGCGCGACCGCUUCAUGCCGGACAUGAUGACAGCGCUGGAUGCAUUGCUCGGCGCCAGCCCCGGCGCACACAUCGACGGCCCGGAGUUUGGGAUCAGCGACGUGCUGGUGGGCGGGUACCUGCUGUACAUCCCCGCCUACCUGCCGCAGGUUGACCUGUCGCCAUACCCCCACGUCCAGGCCUACAUGAAGCGCCUGGCGGAGCGCCCCCACUGCGCCGCCACUGUGGUCGCCAGCGCCUCGGGCAAGAGGACCGCCGCCGCCGCCGCCGCCGCCACCGCCGCCGCCGCCACUCAGUAGCAACAGUAGUAGCACUAGCUGCCUUGACAUGAGCAGCAGCGGCAGGCAGCAGCGGCAGCAAUAGCAGCAGCAAUAGCAGCAGCAGUAGCAGCAGCAGUAGCAGCAGCAGUAGCAGCAGCCGUGACAGCAGCUGUGGCAAUUGCUCCUCAGGCAGGAGGGCAGCGCCCGCAGCCAGUCGCGCAAAGGUAGCGACAAUAAAGACUGCUGCCGGACAAUGAGGCUACUGCCACUGCUGCCACUGCUGCUACUGCUGCCACUGCUGCUACUGCUGCUACUGCGGUGUUGCCGCGAGCCGUAAGCCCUGGCGUACGACACGAAUUUCUAACGUGAGCCGGCCGCACGUCCAGCAGUGGCUACCGUAGCGGUGGGAGUGGUGGGAGGUGUGGAGGUGGUGGGAGCAGGCAGGCGUACCUAGGCAUACCCCAGCCAUACCCCAGGCAUACCCCAGCCAUGCCCCAGCCAUACCCCAGCGGCCACCAGGCAUCCUGCGGCAACCCCGCCCGCCCGCGAGUGGGCAAGUCCCGCGGCGUCCCGCUGGGGACGGAGCGUGGGGCGCGGUUGCUGUUUGUUUGUUGGUUGGUUGGUUACAGUUGGACGUUGGGGGACACGCGAGAUCAAGGUUAUCGUACCCGAGCGGUCGCCCAUCGCCGUGUUCACGGACGUCGAGAAGGAUGAGGAUGAGAGUAUGCUUGCACUGUGUAAACAAUCAAAACGAACGUGCGCUCGCUCUGGGCGUGUGCGUGUGUAUUCCCGAUGCAUGCUUGCGCCGUCUCCCUGCCUCCACCGUAUGUAAUAUGGUGGUCGAUGUGGGUGCGUCACGCACUACCGUCUCGCGUGUUUGCCCCUGAACGCAUGCCGUAUGCCCAAAGGCCCAAUCAAAGGCAUAUGCGGUGUGUCUGCGGAUAGGUUGGACGAUGCAUGACUCCUUGCUGACUCCGCCCAUAUCAUGCGCAUGACAUGCGCUAUUACGGCAGCGCUUCCGGGCGGAGGAUUACUGAGAGACGGACGACGUCUUGAAACCCAAUCCCCGGCCUGGACGCCGCAGCAAUCCCAGCUAACAUCAGCAGCAGCAGAGCGCGUGCGAGACUGGAAGCGCAUCCUGGCGCAUCGUCUGCUGUUUGCGCGCGAGCGA